AUGGCAGAAGGUCAACAACCAACCCAGCAGCCACAGCCGGCCUCGGCUCCUCAACAGCCUCAGAAAGUGUGCGAUAUCAUUCGCGGAUUUCGUCCGGUCAAGUCCUACAAAACUGCCAAGCAAGACUCCUCCCACUUUGUGACUUCCUUAGAUUUCGACGACCAAGGCGACUACGUGGUUGCGGCCGGCGACGACGAAACCAUCCAGAUCUUCGAUGUCAAGGAGGGCAAGUCCACCAAGUCGGUUCCCAGCAAAAAGUACGGGGUUCAUCUGGCGAGAUUCACACACCACUCUCGCCAGGUCCUUCACGCGAGCACCAAAGUGGACCAUUCCCUCCGGUUGCUCGAUCUGCACAAUGAAGGCUACGUGCGUUACUUUUCGGGCCACACGGACAAAGUAACCUGUCUUGCGCUGUCUCCGGGCAACGACUCGUUCAUCUCCUGCUCCAAGGACGACACUGUCGCGCUGUGGGACCUGGGCUCUAGGAACCCCCAGGGCAGGCUGAAGCUCGCCACGCCCUACUUGGUUGCAUUCGACCCCUCGGCCACUGUUAUCGCCAUCGCCUCGCAGACGACCUCGUCCGUUCUCCUUUAUGACUUCCGCAAUUACGACAAGCCUCCCUUCUCCACUUUUGAUCUUGCGCCUUACGAGGAGACAUACACACCGUCGACCCGUGGACGCGCUUGGACACGCCUGGAGUUCUCCAAUGAUGGGAAGCAUCUGAUUGUCGGCACCGACUACCACGGACAUUUUGUAUUAGAUGCCUUUGAGGGUACCGUCAAGGCGUUCCUAGUAGGAAAGAACGGAUCAUCUGGACGAGCGGCCCCAGUCUCUACCACCGGAAAACCUCUUGGACAAGGUGAUGUGUGUUUCAGCCCGGACGGACGAUAUGUUUUUGGUGGUGCUGGCGACCAGCCCGACAUGCUGGUGUGGGACUUGCAGCAGGAUAAGGAGGCGAAUCUAACCUUGCAGCCCAUGGCCCGGCUGCCACACCGAAGUCGGACGGCUAUGGUUGAAUACAACCCUCGCUAUAACAUGAUCGCUAGUGCCGACAAAGACAUUGUGUUCUGGCUUCCGGACGAAACACCGAAAUCAUCGGAUAAGUAA
This is a messenger RNA of Penicillium riverlandense, 1107 nucleotides long. Its product is annotated as WD-repeat containing protein SWD2. Gene Ontology annotation, molecular function: chromatin binding; protein binding. The transcript is spliced from 3 exons. Gene Ontology annotation, cellular component: Set1C/COMPASS complex. The record is from RefSeq and is a predicted model, not a curated record. Lineage: Eukaryota; Fungi; Ascomycota; Eurotiomycetes; Eurotiales; Aspergillaceae. Bases 1 to 1107 code for a protein of 368 amino acids.